Molecule: messenger RNA, 1008 nt
Organism: Selaginella moellendorffii
Lineage: Eukaryota; Viridiplantae; Streptophyta; Lycopodiopsida; Selaginellales; Selaginellaceae
Product: pentatricopeptide repeat-containing protein At4g02750-like
Exons: 4
Coding region: 1-1008 (335 amino acids)
Molecular function (GO): protein binding
Source: RefSeq, a predicted model, not a curated record
AUGCCUCAAUCGGACACAGUGUCGUGGAACUCGAUGGUUCAAGCGUAUGCUCAAGAUGGUCACGUAGAACAAGCCAGGGACGUGUUCGAGAGGAUGCCGAGGAGGAACGUUGUGUUAUUCACGGCCUUGAUCCAGGCCUACGCGAGAAGAGGCGAGAUGGAGGAAGCAAAGAGGCUGUUUGACGAGAUGCCGCAGCGGGACGUGGUGGCCUGGACGACGAUGGUGGUCGGAUACGCGCAGGCCGAGAUGGUGGAGUGCGAUGAUCGCAGCCUACGCUCGCCCCGGGAAACGCUCCGAGCGAAACACCUCGGGCUCGUCCCAGUGCUGUUUGAGAUGACAAGGGUGCAGUGCUUGGGGAUGUCGUGGCCUGCGAUUGUUACCUUGGAUGGAUUGUGGUUGUUACUUGACGUUGAGUGUUUGGUUUUCGAUUUGGGCUACCAGAUCCAAAACUCUCUCCUCUGUGCUGCCAAAGAGACUCAUACAAAAUGCAUCCGAGAUAAAUUUGCCGACUGCAUCGGUCAAGGUGACGGGAGCAUGAUCACCAGAGCUUUGUAUGGCUUUGAUGGAUUUCGCCAUCUCCAUUUCGUCAAUCCCCGCAAAACCAUCCAGCCUCGUGUUGCUCAUGAAGUGCCUGCUCGUGAUUUGAUGAACUUGGUGUCGUGGAACAUCCUCCUUGCGGCAUAUGCUCGAAAUGGGGAUAUUGCUCAAGCAAGAUGCGUGUUCCAGAGCAUGCCCAGAAAGGAUCAAGUGUCAUGGAAUGGAAUGAUCCAGGCCUACGUGAAAACUGGGCUUUUGGAAAGAGCGAUGGAAGUGUUUAGAGCAAUGCCAUCACUGGAUACCAUCUCAUGGACAACCGUGGUUGCUGCAUUUGCCAAGGCGGGGGAUCUGUGUCGAGCGACAGAGCUGUUUGAUUUAAUGCCUCACAAGAAUGUGAUUGACAAAGUGCCAGAAGGAGAGCAAAGAAUGAAUAGGAUCUUUUCAGAAGGAAUUGGAACAAUUGCUUCAUAA